GUUUUGAAGCAAAGCCAUUUUUUAACCACUUGGUCCCUUCAAAGUCUGUGCUUGUUUCUUGAUUUAGAGCACAUGUUGCUAUAAAUACAUGCAGUGCAAAAAGGCGGCUUGUUAGUCCCUUGUUAAUAGUUGCCCAAUGAGGCUGGUUUCACGUGCUUCCAAACCUGCUUCAACUUAACCAAAUUUCCUUCCAGAAUGAGUUCUAAAUAUUUAUGUUUGCUAUUGAGCGCCGGUAUAUUGUUGAAACCAUUCAGCGCCGAGAAAAGAAACGACAAUUCAGAUCCGGAAACCAAUGACAGAAGAGGAAAACAAUUUUCAUUCUUCCAAGUGAUCCAAUUCCCCAAUGAGGCAUGUAAUGGAACUGGGACCGGGUCAGGAACCUGCUACACUGGCCAGGAGUGUACCACCCGAAAUGGAGCAUCCAUUGGUCCCUGUGCCAACGGUUUUGGGGUUUGCUGCGCUUUUUCCAUUUCCUGUGGAGGAACAUCAGCGGAAAACUUGACUGUAUUUACUGACGCUAAUAUUCCAACAGGAAUGGGCGACUGUACUGUCAGAAUAUGUCCUGCCAAUGAUAACAUUUGCCAGCUUCGCCUAGACUUUGAUAGAUUCCAAAUUUCGGGUCCUUCGACGAUCACGACCUCUGUAACCCAAAUUCAAAAUGGACAGGCUGGCGCACUUGGUACCGAGAAUUCAGAAGUCAGUCAAUGCAACAUGGAUCGCUUCGAGGUGUCCAGUGGAUCGGGUGUCCGGCCCCCUAUAAUCUGUGGUUUGAACACUGGUCAACAUGUUUUUGUAGAUGCGGAUAGCGUUUGUAACGCACUCUCCUUUCAGUUUGGUCCCACAACAACCAUGAGGACAUUCCAGAUUCGGGUCACCCAAUACGCUUGUGAUUCGCCCAAUUUAGCUCCCUCAGGAUGUACCCAGUUCUUUACGAAUCCUUCUGGAACUGUCCAAACUUUUAAUUUUGGCAAUGGACAUCUCGCCGAUCAGAAUCAGGUCAUGUGCGUGAGGCAAACUCAGAACUCGUGUCGAAUUUGUUGGACUACCGCAAUGGCCAUAGAUUUUGAUGUUUCUGGAUCUGCCACUUCUGGAAUUGGAGGUGGAGUUGGUCCGACAUUGUCAGGGGUCACAUCGUGUUGUGCUCCAAAUACUGCAGGCAAUAACCUACAAGGGUUGGACUGCCUCAGUUUACCAUUGGCUGAGAAUGCAGCAGGAACCGCCAAUGCACGCUCUCGCUUUUGCGGUCGCAAGGCAGGGUUAUCGUCAGUUGCAGUGAUAAACUUGACCAUUUGUAGCAGAUCCAGCCCAUUCCGUGCGGUUUUCCGUUCCAAUGGCUUUGAGGUGACUGAUUCAGUGGUCACCCCAGUCUUGGCAACUUCUGAGUCUACCAACAAGGACAAUGGAGUGAAACUGAUUUACUUCCAAGACAGUGUUAAUUGAGUCAACUAGGAACACCUUUUUUCAAUUCAUCUAUUAAGUGUCAGCUUAUAUUUUGAAAUAUAUAUUUCACACAUUUGUUCA
Messenger RNA from Tigriopus californicus, 1521 nucleotides. RefSeq lists its product as uncharacterized. Lineage: Eukaryota; Metazoa; Arthropoda; Copepoda; Harpacticoida; Harpacticidae. Bases 196 to 1440 code for a protein of 414 amino acids. The transcript is spliced from 11 exons. The record is from RefSeq and is a predicted model, not a curated record.